CGCUCACCUGUAUUCCGCUACACUCCAUAGAGAAUCCUCUCCUCUGAAAAAAAAUGGUGAUUGAGACCAACACCGGGAAGGCUGUCCAGUCCGAGCACACCAAGGGCAAAGUUUCUUCUGAGGGCUUCACUGUUAGAGCCAUGAUGAAUAAUUCAACAUUCAAAGAACGACCUGCAAAGCCCACGGCUUUUUGCAAGUUUUAUGAGCGAGGAGACUUUCCAAUCGCCCUUGAGCAGGAUACGAAAGGAAACAAAAUAGCCUGGAAGGUGGAGAUUGAGAAAUUGGAUUAUCACCACUACUUGCCUCUCUUCUUUGAUGGUCUUUGUGAAAUGGCACAUCCUUAUGAAUUUUUUGCACGUCAGGGAGUCCAUGACAUGCUGGAGCACGGAGGACCAAAGAUUCUGCCUGUCAUUCCUCAGCUCAUUAUACCCAUAAAAAAUGCCUUGAACACUCGCACCCGGCAAGUCAUCUGCACCACUCUCAAAGUUCUGCAGCAUUUGGUUGUUUCAUCUGAAAUGGUGGGUGAAGCUCUUGUCCCCUACUACCGCCAGAUUCUUCCCAUUCUCAACAUCUUCAAGAAUAUAAAUGUGAACUCAGGCGAUGGCAUUGACUACAGCCAGCAAAAACGUGAAAACAUUGGUGACCUGAUUCAAGAAACACUAGAAGCUUUUGAGCGCCAUGGAGGAGAAGAUGUGUUUAUUAAUAUAAAAUAUAUGGUGCCUGCCUACGAAUCUUGUCUGCUGAACUAA
This is a messenger RNA of Rana temporaria (common frog), 749 nucleotides long. RefSeq names its product parkin coregulated gene protein homolog. Lineage: Eukaryota; Metazoa; Chordata; Amphibia; Anura; Ranidae. The record is from RefSeq and is a predicted model, not a curated record. Bases 54 to 749 code for a protein of 231 amino acids. Gene Ontology annotation, cellular component: cytosol; vesicle; neuron projection. Gene Ontology annotation, molecular function: Hsp90 protein binding; Hsp70 protein binding. The transcript is spliced from 2 exons.